This is a messenger RNA of Mangifera indica (mango), 936 nucleotides long. RefSeq lists its product as uncharacterized. The transcript is spliced from 4 exons. NCBI's taxonomy places the organism in Eukaryota, Viridiplantae, Streptophyta, Magnoliopsida, Sapindales, Anacardiaceae. Bases 428 to 685 code for a protein of 85 amino acids. The record is from RefSeq and is a predicted model, not a curated record.
AAGUUGGUUCAAUGAAAGUGCAAAAGAUAGGAAUAGGGUCGCAAGAUAUGCCUGUUGAUUUUCUCUUUUGUGUGGAAUGUAAAAUUUAAUAAAGAACCCUAAUAAAGCUGGUGCCUAAUUCUUAUUACUUCUUAGCCUUAUGAAAUUUUCAUUCAUGCAAGAUUCCUGCCAACUUGGUUUUUAGAUUUAUAAUGGUGAACCAGUCUGAAAGAGGCUGGCAUGGCAUCAGCAUCUGUUUCGGGAUUGUCUAAUUGGGAAUGGAGUUGCAGGUUAGAUUCGCUUAGGGCUAUUGUUCUUUUUCAAGUAAUAGAUUGUUGCAAUUAGAGAAAAGUCAAGCAGGAUUCUUAGAUGCUAUAAUAUCAGAUUUUGCUGCAGAAAAAACUGCCAGUUAACCUAAGAUCAGUGCAACUUUACAUGCUGUAAGGCCAUGGAGUGGAAAUUUGAGCUGCAGGAGCUGCAUAGGAGGCGCUUACAAGUAAAAUCAAAAUCAAAGUUUCAUAAGAAAUCAAAAGUUUCAACUACGUCAACUGAAUAUUCAAGUGUUGCAAACUUGAAAAGCGAUGGGAACAAUAAUUCCUCUGUGCAUCAAGACACUGUUCCGGCAGAGUCUGCUACAAAGAAGCGCCAAAAACUAUUUUGGGGGCUUGACACCAAGGAAAGGUGGGAAAGAAAAGCCAACAUGUAGGUAUUACCAGAUCAAGCUUUAGACACUAUCUGGGGGGCCAAUUUUGAAGCUAUUAAUAUGUAUUUUAUUGACAUGUUUAGAGCGAAUGCUUGAUUUCUGGUGUAUAUAUUGUAGCAGUGUUGUGUGAAACAAUUGGCAGCAAAGAAGAAAAGGGAGUAUUUCAACAUGUAACUGGAUUAUUUUAUAAUUGUAAAACCACCAAAGAACAAAAAUCUCACCUGUUUAUGUCACUCAGCUCCAAUGACUCUUCA